Fusarium oxysporum Fo47 is the source of this 821-nucleotide messenger RNA. RefSeq lists its product as uncharacterized. The record is from RefSeq and is a predicted model, not a curated record. NCBI's taxonomy places the organism in Eukaryota, Fungi, Ascomycota, Sordariomycetes, Hypocreales, Nectriaceae. The transcript is spliced from 3 exons. Bases 54 to 533 code for a protein of 159 amino acids.
CUUCAAUCACUUUUUCAUUAAAACACAGAAGAUAAAAAAUAACAGACUUCAAUAUGUCAUCCGGAUCAACAGAACGCCAAACCAUCAAUCUUCCCGGGACGACAGAUCAGCCCAAGACAGAGCCAGAUUAUUUUCUCGAUCCUCGCAGCGCAGCAGCUUUGUCUCAACUCCAGGAUGGUGACCUGUUGAAGAUGGUAGUCGAUCAUGAAGAGGACAUCAUCGAGUUCGACGAUCACGUCAAGCAGGUAGCGCCUGAAGAUCUUGCCGAGUACUUUGACGCUCCUGGAAUAAAGAAGUUUGCCUUUUAUCGCUAUCCUGGGUCAGGUGCUGUCAUCUUGAUCUGGACACGUUUCCCUGCUACAGCUUCGACCAAGAACGCGCGAGUUCAGCAUCGGCUGAGAAGGGAUUUGACUUGGCAUGCCGAGAAAGCGGACAUCAAGAAUGUGGCUACACUUGAAGUGCAAUCACGGAAGGAUAUUACUGCCGAACGCUUGAGAGAGGCGGCAGACGCGUUAACGAUAAGCAAGGAAUGAGGGAAUAUGCUCAAAGGCCUGGAAAUGUUUACUCUGCGCUCUCACUUUUCGUCGUUCUUCAAUAACUACUUCUUAUGCUUCUAAACAAAUCGUUAAGUGGCGGGCUAGCCUUGAGCAGCACAAAUCAUCUCUACACAGAUACAGAGCCGUAUGUGCACCAAAGGUGAAAGAUCAUGUUCCAAGCGUUUCACUUUGGAGAGACGAUCUGUCUGAGACGGCCAAAGUGUAACGAUCACCAAUCUGAGGAUAUAUAGAAAGUCUAAAUGUUUCAACUAUCUUGACCCAAAG